This is a messenger RNA of Penicillium bovifimosum, 1038 nucleotides long. RefSeq names its product MDR family NADP-dependent oxidoreductase. Gene Ontology annotation, molecular function: oxidoreductase activity, acting on the CH-CH group of donors, NAD or NADP as acceptor. The record is from RefSeq and is a predicted model, not a curated record. Bases 1 to 1038 code for a protein of 345 amino acids. The transcript has a single exon. NCBI's taxonomy places the organism in Eukaryota, Fungi, Ascomycota, Eurotiomycetes, Eurotiales, Aspergillaceae.
AUGGCUACCAACAAGAGUCUCAUUUUCAAGAAAAUUCCCCAGGGAUACCCCGUCGCGGGGGAGCACUUGACUAUCGAGGCCGCCGAGUAUGACGCCAACGUUGCCGCUCCCAGCAAUGGCGUGGUUUUCCAAUCUCUCUACACCAGCUUCGACCCCUAUAUGCGUGGCCGCAUGCGUCCUGCUGAGAUCAAGUCAUACGCUCCUGCCUUUGACCUGAACAAGCCCGUUCAAAGCGCCAGCAUCGGCAAGAUCGUGCGCUCCAACAACGCCAACUACAAGGAAGGUGACUUGGUCAUCGGUCACGUCCCCAUCCAAGAGUACAUUGCCCUCAGCGAGCCGGAGCUGGUCCGCAUCCGAAAGCUCGAGAACCCCCUCGGUAUUGAGGACAUCCGUGUAUUCCUCGGACCCCUGGGCAUGCCCGGUCUGACCGCAUACUCCUCCUUGUACGAAAUUGGCAAGCCCAAGAAGGGCGAGACCAUCUUCGUCUCAGCUGCCAGUGGAGCUGUCGGCCAGCUGGUCGGCCAGCUCGCCAAGCACGAGGGUCUGCGCGUUAUCGGAUCCGUCGGAUCCGACGAUAAACUCGAGUACAUCACCAAGACUCUCGGCUUCGACGGCGGAUUCAACUACAAGACCGAGAAGCCCGCUGAUGCACUUGCCCGUCUUGCACCGGAGGGUCUGGACAUCUACUAUGAGAAUGUCGGUGGCGAGCACCUCGCUGCUGCCCUCGACGCUAUGAAGAACUUCGGCCGUGUCGUCGUUUGCGGGUUGAUCUCCCAGUACAACACCACCGAUCCCUACCCCAUCAAGAAUAUUCACAACGUCCUGGUCAAGCGUCUCACCAUGCGCGGCUUCAUUGUCGGUGACAAGGGCAUGGGCGAUGUCUACACCAAGGAGCACCAGGAGAAUGUGCAGAAGUGGAUCAAGGAUGGCUCUUUCAAGGUGCUCAUUCACGAGGAUGUUGGCAUUGACAACGCUGCCGAUGGCCUGAUUGGCAUCUUCCACGGCAAGAACAAGGGCAAGGCUGUCCUGAAGUUCUAA